CUGGCUCUCUCAGGAGCUCGGGCCAGGGGAAUCGGGUGCAGAACAGAUCUUUUAUUAACAUAUUUGAGGGCAGGCAAACCUCUAAAGGCUGUGCUCAGUUGUAGUAGCAAUAAGGAACUCGAGGACCGGCUUCCUCCUUGCAUUGACGUUCUCGAGUCUUGGGCAUCCUCCGGAUUCAGCAGAUGCUGAUGGCUCGUAAAAACUGCAGCUUAUUGCAGGAAAUGGAUGUCAUCCAGAAGCAAGAUGAAAACUGUUACUGCUAUGUGCAAAACAGAACCAUUCACUUACAGUACCUGUGGUCGACUCUCCAGAUAAAAGUUAGCAGCAGAGAAAAGUUCCGUUUUGAGCCUAUUUCAGAAAAAAACAACUGUCGGAAUUCAGAAACUGUUUUUGAGUUUGCUGCAUGUGCUGUUCAAAUCCUCUGGAAGCCAGAGACAUGUACAGAAACUUCUCUGAGCAUAAAACAAUAUGGAGAGGAUGUUUGUUUCAAAAUACAACCCUUCAAAAUGGAACCAUACAUUGUGAGGAUGAAAAGAGAAAUGCUAGAUGGAAAGCUCUUGUUUUUGUUUGUAGCUGGAAUUUUUCUGUUCCAUUUUGCAAACAGCCUGAGCAGGAGUGCCAAGUUCUUUUACCUUUCUGGAAUAAUACUGGGUGUUCUUGCUCUGCUAGUCUUUGUCCUGUUGACACUUAAAAGGUUUAUUCCAAGGCACAGUACAUUCUGGAUUCUAAUGAGUGGCUCCUGGAUGAUCUCUCUCUAUUUAAUUUACUGCUUCAAAGAGAAUGUACAGUGGUUGUGGUCUGAACACAAAAACUACCUGUUGGGGUAUUUUCUGGCUGUUGGGAUUACCAGCUUUGCCAUUUGCUAUCAGCAUGGGCCACUGACCACGGAGCUCAGCAUAAACUUGCUCACAUGGAUGCUCCAAUUAACAGCCUUUGUUCUGAUCUACUUUGGUGUCACCAUCCCUCAAGUUGCAUAUGCAGUCAUAGCAGUCAGCCUCUGCUCCAAAGGCCUGUGUUACCCCCUGGGUGCUGCCUGUCAUAUUGCCAGAAAAAUGAAGCAUCACUUUAAAUCAAAAAAAUUGGUAUUUAAAUACCUUACUGAAGAUGAGUAUCGAGAACAAGGUGAAAGUGAAACUAUCAGAGCUCUGGAGGAGCUGCGCUCAUUCUGCAGGAGCCCUGACUUCCCAUCAUGGAUAGCUGUAUCCAAACUUCAGGCUCCACACAGGUUUGCAUCUUUUGUUCUAGGAUCCCCUCAUGUCUCACCUGCAGAAACAAAGGCGCAUGAUGAGCAGUAUGGCAUUGGGAGCUCCUUCCUGGAAGAGCAACUGUUUGAGACAAGGGCACAGUCUGAGCAAGAUGAGCCAGCCAAUUCUGUCCAUGAAGAAGAUGAGGAGAAUGCAAAUGAAAUGCAUACACAAGUUCCAUUUCCAUAUGCUACUGAGCUGCUCUGAGCUUUGAGAAAUAGCAACAAAAAAAAAAGAGACAGAAAACACACUUGUCCUAGAAAGGGAGGAUACAGAAUGAGAACUCACACUUGGCCUUUUCUUGUGGUUGCUAUUGGACAAAGAAGGAUUUUUGAAAAAACUGUUUCCUGUAUCACCAAUGUUACCUGAUUAGAGCAACAGAAGAAAACCACAGGGGCUGUUCACGUGAAGAGGAAUCUCAUGCUAUGGGAUUUUCACUGGGGAAACAAACACUGUGUAUUUCCAAGGCAAGUACUGGAGACAGCCUGUCCACCAGGAUGCCUUCUUUUACCAAGGACACUACCUCUAGUAAACAGAGACUCUGUUUUGGCCCUUUCCAUCAUCAAGUCCUCUG
Molecule: messenger RNA, 1818 nt
Organism: Sturnus vulgaris (Common starling)
Lineage: Eukaryota; Metazoa; Chordata; Aves; Passeriformes; Sturnidae
Source: RefSeq, a predicted model, not a curated record